Molecule: messenger RNA, 321 nt
Organism: Phytophthora nicotianae INRA-310
Lineage: Eukaryota; Oomycota; Peronosporomycetes; Peronosporales; Peronosporaceae
Exons: 2
Coding region: 1-321 (106 amino acids)
Source: RefSeq, a predicted model, not a curated record
AUGAGCAACCAGACGCUCAUCAAACUGCAGAUUGCUACGGGUGACCACUAUUCUGGCUGUGAGCCAGACCUUGCCAAGUAUUGCUGCUCGUGCGAGAAUGACAACCCUGUAAUUAUCCGCGGAUUGUGUCUGGAAUGCGAGUCUUCGCUGCCCGGCUACAUGCCUCGCAUGGUCAAGGAGAUGGCAAAGAACAAGUACGGGGAUUACUACGUGUGGAUCCAAGUUGCAAUGGGUGCAACACCUCGUCUAGAAGGACCAGAGGAAGAAGAAACUUCGUGCUACGCUAAGGUGCAAGGUCAACGAAGCGGACGCCUUUGUUAA